AGACUGCAGUCUAGCAGACCUUGUGCUGUGACUGCUUUGGCUGCGGAUGUUUCUUUCUCCUGCUGCUAAAUAUGGAUCAUCAAGAGGAUGAAAGAAAUCUCGCAGACACAGUUAUAAAUACAGCCUGCUAUCCGGCCUUUGCCUUGCAGUUCCCCCAACCACCCAUCUGCAGUUGCCCUAGAUCUCCUGUCCCUCUCCUCUCUUCAGUCUGAGACGUCCAUUCACCAUGCAUUCUCUUUCCAAGAGCCUCCUGCUCGUUCUGGGCAGCAACAUGCUGGGCGUGAGCGCCGCUCCAGUGGCCGAGGCCGCCACCUCGACCGCUACCACUGCUGCCACCACCACGACUGCCCCCGCCAACUAUGGCAACUACGGCAACUAUGGCGACUACGGUGCCUAUGCCAACUACCAGAACUACAAGCGUGCUGACGAGGAUGACGC
This is a messenger RNA of Aspergillus uvarum CBS 121591, 438 nucleotides long. RefSeq lists its product as uncharacterized. The record is from RefSeq and is a predicted model, not a curated record. The annotation marks the transcript as partial. Lineage: Eukaryota; Fungi; Ascomycota; Eurotiomycetes; Eurotiales; Aspergillaceae. The transcript has a single exon.